Messenger RNA from Pogoniulus pusillus (Red-fronted tinkerbird), 2328 nucleotides. It is a transcript of the gene HIBADH, whose product is annotated as 3-hydroxyisobutyrate dehydrogenase. Lineage: Eukaryota; Metazoa; Chordata; Aves; Piciformes; Lybiidae. The record is from RefSeq and is a predicted model, not a curated record. Gene Ontology annotation, molecular function: 3-hydroxyisobutyrate dehydrogenase activity; NAD binding; NADP binding. The transcript has 8 exons. Bases 442 to 1443 code for a protein of 333 amino acids. Gene Ontology annotation, cellular component: mitochondrion. Gene Ontology annotation, biological process: L-valine catabolic process.
CUUUCUCUCCUCCCCCCGACCUCCGCCGAGCGCCUCCCCCGGCAGCGACACAGGAAGAGGAGGUCGCAGCGGUCAAACACGGGGAAGAGGAGGGCUGAACGGAAACACCUCCCACAAAGGAACUGCAGGAUGCCAGACACAAUCACCUCGACCCUACCGCCGGCUCCGCUUCCCCAAUAAGCUGCCCCAGCGCCUGCCCGGCCCCCCGCCCCGCCCCGCUCAGUCCCGGGCUCCGGGCGUGGGGAGCGGCGCCGCCCCAUCCAUCACGGGGUCGAUCAGCGGUGGGGAAGGAGGCUUUGCGCUCCCAUUGGCUGAAUGCCGCCAAAGGGCGUCUGUGAUUGGCUGUGGUAGCUGCCGCACACAACUCGCGGGCGGUGGCGGGCGGGGAGGUGCCGAGGCGGUUCGCGGCUGCCCGGAGGUCACUCGGCGUGGGGGUGCAGCAUGGCCGCGGCUGUGGUGCGCGGGGGACCUGCGUGCUGGUGGCGCUGGCACGGGCGGGUGCGUGCCGCCCGCGCGGCGAUGGUGUGUUCCAGGACAAUGGCUUCCAAAACUCCAGUUGGAUUCAUUGGGCUGGGUAACAUGGGAAAUCCAAUGGCAAAAAACCUCUUAAAAAAUGGAUAUCCAGUUAUUGCAUAUGAUGUAUUCCCAGAAGCUUGCAAAGAAUUUCAAGACUUGGGUGCUCAGGUAACGGAAUCCCCAGCAGAUGUAGCAGAAAGAGCAGACAGAAUUAUUACCAUGUUGCCUUCUAGUCCCAAUGCGAAAGAAGUUUACACAGGAGCAAACGGAAUUCUAAAGAAAGUGAAGAAAGGCUCCUUGCUAAUAGAUUCCAGUACUAUAGACCCUUCCGUUUCAAAAGAAUUAGCCAAAGCAGUUGAAAAAAUGGGAGCUGUUUUCAUGGAUGCUCCAGUUUCUGGAGGUGUUGGAGCUGCUCGAGCUGGAAACCUUACUUUUAUGGUUGGUGGAGUGGAACAAGAGUUUAAUGCUGCCAAAGAGUUGCUGACCUGCAUGGGUUCUAACGUGAUCUACUGUGGAGAGGUUGGAACUGGACAGGCUGCAAAGAUCUGCAACAACAUGCUCUUGGCCAUCAGCAUGAUUGGAACUGCUGAGGCUAUGAAUCUUGGAAUCAGAUUAGGCCUUGACCCAAAGCUGCUGGCCAAAAUCCUAAAUAUGAGCUCAGGUCGCUGUUGGUCAAGCGACACGUACAACCCCGUUCCUGGAGUGAUGGAAGGAGUGCCAUCUGCUAACAAUUAUCAAGGUGGCUUUGGAACAACACUUAUGGCUAAGGAUCUUGGCUUGGCCCAGAUUUCUGCCACCAACACAAAGACGCCGGUUCCUUUGGGAUCCCAGGCACAUCAGAUCUACAGGAUGAUGUGUGCAAAAGGCUAUGCCCUGAAAGACUUCUCAGCUGUGUUCCAGUUUUUACGUGAAGAGGAGGCCUUGUGAGUUGUCUUCUGAAAAUGGACACAAUAACAAACCACACUUUUUUUUUUUCCCCUUCAUCCUUAUAGCUUGAGAAGUAUUUGGGUUAAAUCAAAUACUGUGCACCCUGAUCCCGUACAGACUAAUCAUCUUUGGUUGUCUAGAACACACCAAGCUCUAUGUUUUUAUCCUUCAACCUUGAAAAAGCAAGCCAGAGGAAGAGGGUGUUAGGCAACUGCCAAACAGUAAUUUCUUCUUUUCUUUUCCUUGGUUUUUAUUUUUUACAAACCACUGAAGUUGGUUUUUUGGUUUUGUUUUGUUGUUGUUGGUUUUUUUUUUUCACUAGAUGCAAUAAAUACAUAUUUUUUUAUGAAACACUUAGAUGUUGGCAUAUAAAAUGACUUACAGCUACAAACAUAGGUGAAAUUUGAGCAGUAAAAGAAUGUUGCAUAGUGAUUUUAUGCUAUACAGUGAUCUCUUACAGUUUAAAAUUAAUACUUUAGGGGAAAAAGGGAAGAUUUGUUCAGUGAAGAAAUGCAGCUUGAGGUGGAUUUUAUCUUUAUCUUUUUUUCUUGGACCUACUAGCCUUGAGUUGAUCAGCAGUGAAUUUCCCUGGGAUUCAGGUUGCAGAUUAAGUUUAUAGGCACAUGUCCCAAAGUGGAGAGCUGUUACAGCAUGUUUACCUGCUAGGCUUAGUUCAGAUGACAUAGAUGUGUGUUCCCUCCUGUAAAGCUCCGUUACUGUAUUUUGCUAACCCAAUUUUCUAUUCUAUUCUGUCACACAUUUUCAGAACUCAAGAGCAGCACACACUAGAAGUUCUAACAAGCUGUACAUUUGUUUUUAAGUAUUUUAAAUAUGAAGAAACCUCAUUAUUUUGAAAAGAAAUAAAAAUCUAUACUGCUAAACACA